CGUGGUGACUGACAGCAGAGGGGGCGGGGCUUGGUGUCGGGCUGCUGCUCACUGUUGGACUCUUUUGCCUUCAGCUGUAGCUGCUCCUGGAGGAGGAGGAUGCGCGCGGGGGAAACCGCUAUAUCGUGUCCAUCAAUGUGACCGGGGACCAAAAAGGGCACCUUGGAGUUCCUUCAGAGUUCCAGGAUUGUCUGUAUACCACUUCUAUAUACGGUUUCUCUUAUGGACAGCAAUAAACACAGGCUCUGACAUGAAGAAAGACAUUGAGGCUUUAAUAGCACAAGAAAGGGCCGAGAUAAUCUGCAAAUAUGAGCGGGGAAGGCAGCCGGGCGCUGAAAUUGACCCAUGGGAAGAUGCAGAUUUUGCACUUUACAAAGUUACUGACAGAUUUGGAUUCUUACAUGAGCAAGAAUUGCCUUCAAGAACUGCUGCUGAGGAGAAGCAAAAACUGCAGGAAAUUGAGCGCGUGGACAAAUGGCUGAAGAUGUUAAAGAAGUGGACGAAAUACAGGAACAGCGAGAAGAUGUUCCGCCGGGUUUAUAAAGGAAUUCCUUUGCAAGUCAGGGGGCAGGUGUGGUCACUGCUUUUGGACGUUGAGGUGAUGAAGUGUGAGAAUGAGGGUAAAUAUGAGAAAAUGAAAGAGCUGGCCAAGAUGUAUUCAACGGAAAUCAAACAGAUUGACUUGGAUGUGAACCGAACAUUCCGAAACCAUAUUAUGUUUAGGGAGCGAUAUGGCGUCAAGCAGAGGGCCUUGUUUGAUGUAUUAUCAGCCUAUUCUGUCUACAAUACGGAAGUCAGCUAUUGUCAGGGGAUGAGUCAAAUUGCAGCUGUGCUGCUCAUGUAUCUCAAUGAAGAGGACGCGUUCUGGGCUCUAGCUCAAUUGUUAACCAACCAAAGGCAUGCAAUGCAUGGGUUCUUCAUCCCCGGCUUCCCCAAACUUCAAAGAUUUCAAAGUCAUCAUGAACAAAUUCUCAGCAAAUUUUUCCCAAAGCUAAAAAAGCACAUGGAUAAAGAAGAUAUGUCCACCGGGAUUUAUACAACAAAGUGGUUCCUUCAAUGCUUCUUAGAUCGGACGCCUUUCACACUCACCCUGAGGCUGUGGGACAUCUAUAUCUUGGAGGGCGAACGAGUGCUUCCUGCCAUGGCAUACACUAUACUGAAACUGCAUAAAAAGCGUCUGCUCAAGAUGUCAAUGGAGGACCUCCGGGAGUUUCUGCAAGAGAAGAUCGCCCGAUCUUUGAGCUAUGAUGAUGAUAUCGUGGUCGAGCAGUUACAGACGUCUAUGGCGGAACUGAGGAAGAUGAAACUAGAGCUGCCACCUCCAGGAAAGGCUGAAGAGUUCCCUAAAAUGACCUUGGGUCAGGAUUUCCCUGUUCACCUGCUUCCUGUUAAAGCAACAGCAGAGUCCAAUGUACUGGAUAGGACGGACAACAGCAGUACAUCACAAAGCGCAAAACCUUCUGGAGAUGUCAAUGAGAACAACUCAAGUGCGGGUGAUAAUGGUAAAACCAUCCAGAACGGUAGCUCAAGACCCGUGACUGAAGACCGUAAACCUGUCGUAUCACAACCUGUAAUAGCAGAUCACCACAAGGUGGAGAAGCAAACACCGGAAUCGAAUGUAGCAAAAACAGAAAAUGGAAAGAAUGCUAAACUUAAAGAUGAUAGCGGUCUAGAAAGUCAUCCAUUAGAGAAUAAAGAAUGUAAAAAAGUGGUUUCUGAAUCAAGUAUCGUAGAAGACAAGCCAGAGCUGAACAAUUCACCAGCACCUUCUACGGAGAAAUCUAUAAAGGUCGAUGCACCAGGUACAAGUUCCCACAUUAUGGAUUGUAGUCAUGAUUGUACGAAAAAGACGACAGUGAAUCCUGCGUUCAGAAAUGUCAUGGACAAUGUCCAAUCCCCACCACAUCUGCUAAAGGAAAGUAAAGAAGGAAUUCCCCUGCCGUCGUAUCCAGGAGUGAAUCAGCUCCAACCGUGUUCUGUGGAAAUCAUUCCUUCACAAAGUUCUGACCUGCUUUCUUAUAACACAGGAACCACAUAUGACCUUUCUACUGCGGAAGAAAGCAGCGCUCCAUCAGGACAACUGGCCUCACUUCUGCCACCAGAAUUAGACGUUAGAAGAUGUUCUUCACAAUAUGAUAACAUGUCCGAGUUAGAUCAAGAAGAAUGGCCGCCCUGCCCUACAGACUCCUCCUUGGGUGAGCUGGAGACUGAGACCUGGCAGUCAAAUAUAUGUAAUGCUCUCGACCUGUCCACAGACCAGCCCAAUGAGUUGGCUAAGCUCCCGCAAUUGACAUCCACAAUGGCUUGUCACCAAGGACCCUCAGGCAGUGUUCCUACUUUACUAGCCUCCCCAUCUGGGCAGCUAGAAAAAAGGAGUACUCUUACCAAGUCGUCUCCGUCAUUAGGUCAUGCGUUUACCGCUUGCCAAGUUAUUAAGACGGUUACACCGAUUCAGGUGUCUCAUGUGAGCGACCAAGACCGCCAAAAUGUCAAGCACGUGGCGCAUCCCUUUCCUCAGAGCCUCAAACAUGCACUUAUCUGCAGCAACCACAAAGAAACGGGUCAUAUUCCACUAAUUCCAUGUGUAAAUGGCCCCAUCUGUCCAUGUACGAAUCCCCCAACCUUACCCCAGACAUGUGACCCAAAGCAGUCAGAAAAGCACCCACUUAAAGCUCUUUCCGAUAACAAUUUCUACUCGACCAACCAAGCUGCAUCCCAGAUGUCUAAAUCCAUAACAUUCUAAACCAGAGAUGAAGUCGCUCCCCCCCUUUUUGUAUUUGUUCCAUCAUGCUUUGCGGUGUAUUAGCCAUUUUUAUGCAGGACGUAAAAAAUGGGCCCGAUCCAUAGCACGGACUUGUCAAGACAAUGAUCAGCUGCACUGGUUUCAUUGGCUGGAUUUUAAAGGGGUAUUUCGGCCAAAUACAUCUUUAUCCCUUAUCCUUUGGAUAGGGGAUAAGAUGUCUGAUCGCGGGGGGUCCCCCGCGAUCAGACAUCUUAUCCCCUAUCCAAAGGAUAGGGGAUCAGAUGUAUUUGGCCAGAAUACCCCUUUAAUUGUUUUUUUAUUAUUAUUAUUAUGAUGAUUAUUUUGUUUUGUUUUUUAAGUAUCAACGACAAUUCACAAAGUGCUUAUUAUUCCUAUUUAAUAUUUUUGUGUUUUUAUUUUUUGUUUUGUUCUUUUUUUAAAGAAGAAGAAGAAGAAAGAAAAAAAAAAAAAAAAGCUUGCACACAGUCAUGUAUCGAUAGCGUUGUCUGUAUGACAUGUAUAAAAGUUAUGGCUCUCAAUCUGCUCCACGAUUUUAAUUGCUUGCGGAGGAAAGUCUGCGUCAGGGGUCUGUGCUGUUGUACAAAUACAUAUGUCCCAUUGUGAACCGUCCCAGGAAUUUGGUAUCUGAUGUUAAAGGGAAUGUGUCAUCGGAAAUAUUAUAAUUUUUUUUUUAUUAAGUUUUUACGUUAAAUAUAUAUUUAAAUAAUUUUUACUAAUGUUUUUGAAUUUUUUUUUUCUUUCAGUUUUAUAUCUACAUUUUUUUUUUAUAAUACUGAAAUAUCAGCCUCAUAAUAGGCUGACCCCUUCCUGUUCUGUAGGGAAAACUACAUCACAGGCAGAAUAACAAUGCAGAUGACAAAGGAUCCACCAUUAACAAUAAAUGAU
Molecule: messenger RNA, 3649 nt
Organism: Hyla sarda
Lineage: Eukaryota; Metazoa; Chordata; Amphibia; Anura; Hylidae
Product: USP6 N-terminal-like protein
Exons: 15
Coding region: 251-2743 (830 amino acids)
Source: RefSeq, a predicted model, not a curated record